GGAUAAAUCACCAUUUCAUUAUUUGUACGGCCGCCGAGGCGCCGAUCAUGUGAGGUUGCGUCUCUUGACUUGGACCACUCGUACGAUCCAUUUAAACCCUCUCUACCUCACCCUCUGUACCCAUUGUCGCCUCGGCAGGGUAGAGCGAUUACCUUUUACGCAAUUUAAAAUUUCCCGCAAGACUUCCCUCUUCCAAAGAUGACCCCGUUCCGCAACUUCCUCACCAAAAAGCCCGCGCUACCGAAUAGCGGGGAAGCCGAUAACGUUAGUCGCUUGUCCGCAGACAGCCAUCACUCAACGCCCUUGAAUAUUAGGAAAAGCACCGACAAUGAACCGCCUGAAUAUAAAUUGAGUGUGGUCGACGAUAAUGGAGCGUAUCUUCCGCCAUCUCCGCCGGAAAAACAGAGCUUCUGGCGCAGGUACCCGGGCUCCAAUAGAUCCUCGAACCAUCGCGACCUCGUCGACGAGAAUGAGCCGUUCUCAAUAUCCCGCGAGUCCUUCGAUUCGUAUCGCCGGUCGUUCGAUAUAUCUGCCCGAUCACCUAUAAAUUAUAGCGACGCAAUGCCCUCUCGCACGUCGCUUGACUCACGUUUCUCCCGUCUAUCAACCCCCUACGCAAAGGGCCUGGAAAAGCAACCCACAUCGAUGGAAGAAGAACAAUUCGAGGAUGUUGGACUCGACGACGACAACGAAUCCAAACCGAAAAAGAAAGGCUUAUUCUCACGACUUGGCGACUUCACAAAUGAUAGCCAGACAUCAAGCAACUCUAAACUGGGCUUUCACAUCCCGGGCAGAAAACGAGGACAGAGCAACGUAGGAUCAGAGCUGGGAUCUAUGAAGUCACCACCAACUGUAGAGUCGGAAUUACGCGAUGCGUGAGGUUCUCGCAACCAUGAUAUAUAUUGAGUAAUGAAUGGGGUAGGCGUUCGGGGGAUCCAUUGAUCAGGGUUUCUUCCCGAUCGACGACUAAUAUAUGCGCUUCGAUUUGGAUUCUUGUGCGUUUAUGGCCUAAACACCAUUGCUAUGCAUACCUACGGUCUAAUUGAUUGUAUGAUUUUCUUUAUUAUACUGAGACAAUAGAGUUC
Messenger RNA from Aspergillus pseudonomiae, 1085 nucleotides. RefSeq lists its product as uncharacterized. The coding region runs from base 199 to 879 and encodes 226 amino acids. The transcript is spliced from 4 exons. Lineage: Eukaryota; Fungi; Ascomycota; Eurotiomycetes; Eurotiales; Aspergillaceae. The record is from RefSeq and is a predicted model, not a curated record.